Messenger RNA from Wyeomyia smithii (pitcher-plant mosquito), 1595 nucleotides. RefSeq lists its product as uncharacterized. The transcript is spliced from 2 exons. Lineage: Eukaryota; Metazoa; Arthropoda; Insecta; Diptera; Culicidae. The record is from RefSeq and is a predicted model, not a curated record. Bases 12 to 1559 code for a protein of 515 amino acids.
AGUCAGUCGCUAUGUCGUCCCGGCGUAUCAGUUUAUUGAAAUUAAUUGAUCUGGCAAUCGGCUUUCCCAUUCCUGGCUCUGUAAGCUUUAAUUUGCUGCACAAAGUUUUAUACUUGCUGGCUCUUCGAGAUGGCUUAGUGUCUGCCGAAACGGAUGAAAUCGAGCUAACCACUUCAGGCGGUAUCGUUGAUUCAGGAACGAAACAGCAGGACAUGACACAGGAUAAUGUUAGCCGUACGCGGUUGACGGUGCAGCGUAUCAUCAAUGGGGCUAGUGACCAACAUACGCUCAAGAUUACGGGUUCAAGGAUUGUCAUUGCCAAUAUGAAGGAAUUUCCGUCGGCUGUAAUCCACGACGCCGAAAAGAUUGAAUCACGCAUCAGUGCAAUGUCCUCCGUGGUUACCGAAUUGGAAGAAAAAGUACAGGAAAUGUCGCAUCAAAAGCUGGAUGGCGAAUGUGCCAAAACUCUAGAGCAACUUCAGAAACGUAUCGAAAUUUUGGAGGGUUUGAUCGAACAGCAAACUUCAAAAGUCACCAUUGAUGAAGCGCUACAAACAGAAGAGCCACUUUCAUCCUCUGCGGCAGCGGACAUUUCCGAUGAUGGGAAUAAUGUAUCAAAUAACCUUCAUGAUGCUGCGGAAUGGAGGGUAAUGACGUCAGCAGUUACGUGUGGAGAGGAUUUCGCAGAAAAACUGACGAAAAUAAUAGAUUAUCUCCAGGAAAUUCAACAGAAGCAUGCCCAUCUGGAAGAGGACUACCAACAUUUCAAGGACCAGCAGAAACACUGGCAGUACGCAGAGCAUUUCCACGAAUCAGAAAACUCAGAUUCGCACUUUCAUCGUGCAUCCCAAGUAGAUCCAGAUUCCAAAAUUAUAGAGCAAUUGAGGAAUCAUUUACAGUUGGUAGAGGAUGCCGCAAAUUCCCGGUUCACGCGGUUGGAAAAUUUAAUAAACCGUUUGUUCCAGGAGAAGGUUAACGAUGUUGACAUUGAAUCACGUGUGAGACAGUCCGUACAAUUGGCGACGAGGACCUCGAGCAUCCACGCUGCCACAGAUGGCUUUGGAGUGGAUAUGAUUUCACAAACAAAUCCGAUUGUGGAAAACCAACUACGACAGCUGUCGGAGAUGCUACAAGCUUCACAGAAUGAAAUUGCCGCUCUUCGUGACGCAUUAGACACAAAAGUGAACAUCGACUGUUUACUUCCGGUUACGGGCGCUAUCAAUGAUCAACUGCGGGAGGUGAAGCUGGAAGUGAAAUCCCUUGGCACUCUGGCUAAAGCUGAAAACAACCGCGCGGCUGGCACGAAAGUGAACACGAUUCAGAAUGUUUGCUGUAUAUCUUGUGAUCGACCGGUAAAAAUGGAUACUUGCACUGAUACAGUUCCCGUGCCACCACCAGCUCAGGGUGCUUCUCGUAUAAUAAAACCUAGUCUGCGAUACCGUCUGGAAGAAAUUCGACGAGGUUUCAAACAGCAGCAAGGGAGUUCAGUUGGUAAUUUGGAGCACAUCGAAAAGAUAUACCGAAAACUAGCAGAUGGAAAACUAAAUUCAAUUAAAUGAGUCGUUAGUAUAUUGUAUAUUUGAUGUAACCAUGAU